This is a messenger RNA of Mesocestoides corti, 2625 nucleotides long. The record is from the annotation of a GenBank genome assembly. Lineage: Eukaryota; Metazoa; Platyhelminthes; Cestoda; Cyclophyllidea; Mesocestoididae.
AUGAGGACUCAUGCUUCUUAUUCCAUAAUCACUUCCCAGACAAAGAAAUCACAAUUGGCUGCAGCAGCGGCAGCAGCAGUUGCCGCUGGCUCCAGACUGCCUCUCGACGCCGCAGUCCCCACAUUCGGCAAGAAGCGACGUCCAAACAAGAAGAAGUCAGAUUUGGAGGAAAUCUACCCUGAUUACCUGAUGCAGGCUUUCUACGGUGACAGCCUGCUCUCGGCAGCAACUAGCGAUACGAGUUCUGCUGGCGGGAUGGGAGGUAUCAGCGGCAAGCGAAAACGUCGAAGGCUCUCUUCGACCACUUCUGUGACUGCAAGUAACCGCACGAUGUCAGCUGCCUCUACCGAUCAAUAUCAGCCUGGGGAGGCACCCGAUCUCAAAAGACCGAUUGAUGUUUGGGGUGGCUGCGGACAGUCCUUAAAGAUUGCCAGUCCUCGGAGUGGAUUUGCCUCCCCAAUUACGGGUUUGGCCAGUCGACAACAGCUGUGGACCAAUGAGUCACCGUUUCAUGCCAGCGGUGCUGCAGCCACAGAUCUCUUGGAAGAUGAUACUCUUGGUGACGAGGAUGAGUAUGGCGAAGACGAGGAAACGGUGGACAGCUUUGAUGAUGAAGGUCGAGAAGAAGUAGUGAAUGAAGUAUUCAACGUGCCGUCAGGUUCCGUUGGUGUUGGAGGUGAUUUGGUCGAGCCACAUCCGCCUCCUUCACCCGUCCAGAAACAAAAGCAUCAACAACAACCACAGAAUCGGUCUGUCGAACCGACCGUUCAAAUGCAAACUAGCCUUGAUGAUGUCAAUGAUUACAUGCUUGUGGACGACUUUCUGAACAUGGCCGGUAAUUUCGCUAACACGAGUGUCGGUACCCAGGAUGCUGCACGUCCAGUUGCAGCACCUUCCGGUGGAGCUGCUCAUAGUAGCACCACCUGUUCCGAUGCUUUCAACGGUCCAACAACCUUGAAGCACCGCCUCGCUGUUCCACCUGCCCAGGGGCCACUGCCUCUAGGUGCAUUCACUGAACAGCCACAUAAACGCGCAGAACAGGUUGUGUCUGGAGCGGAUCCGAAAACGGAAAUCGAAUUGGCGCCUAGGCCCAUGCCAGAAGUUGUUUACGAGCAGCACCCUGUUCAAAGCCGUCCCAUGUUUGCUGAGGAUGUUCAAAAUAUCGCCUCGCCGAGGCCACAGGAUUCACAGCAGACAUGUCAGCAGCAACCCGUUGUUGUCGCUGCACAACUCGCUCCAGCAACACCUAUCCAACAGCCUCAGUCAGAGCCCCAGGUUCUGCCUGAGUUGAGUGCCCUUGACAUCGAGUCCCAAUUGAUUGAGUUUGAGACGACCGGAGGCGGUGGUAGUAGUGCUAGUGUUGGCCUCGCCUCAGAUGGACCUACACCACCACCCCCUCCCACACCACAACCAGCAACAACUCCUAGAACAGAACCUGUGCUAUCUCAAGCACUUUCGGCAACCCCUUUUUCACCUUCAAUCGAGGGACAGUCUAUGGUUGCAGCGUACCCGCCCCGUGGAAUUAUGUCUCAGCAACAGCGACCCCAGUUGUACCUUCAACAACAACAGCAGCAGAAUUACAGUGGGAGUAUGGUGGACGCUGGAGUUCCCCCUCCACCACCACCCUAUCCCGGAUCGAGACCACCGAUGGCCUGGCGACAAUCGGUUCCUCAAAGGUUCCCUCAAUUUCAGUCGCAAGCAGCUUACAUGGCGGCUAAUCAGCACCAGCAGCAUCAACAAAUGCAGCAAAGGUUCCAAGCUGCCGUGUAUAGGGGUAUUUCGCCAAGCAUCAUGUCGUCCGCUGGACCAGGAGCAAUGUCACCAAAGUCACGGCAGUCACCAUUUCCAGUUGUGUAUGAUCAAACACCAAUGGCUUCGGACAGUGGAAUGUUACCAAAUCAGCAGCUAAAGACGAUGCUUCGGCAGGCUUCGAGACAUUCACAGUCAUUUACACAACCUCCACGCCCCUCUCCGCAUCCGAUGGUACAGGGACAAGCGCUACCUCCACCACCAACUCCGACGCACUCGUCGGCUUCACCGCAGGUGGUGCCUCAGUCACCGCUCCCCAGGAUGCUUAAUUAUGCAGGGGAUCAGAGAUCUUCGGAGGCAGACCAGAGCUGUAUGGCUAUGACACCUGCAUCUCACCUCUCUGACGGAAGCGGCCAUCCGAUGGAAGCUCCCGGCAGUGGACCGUCAUCUCACGUAGCUUCCCAGAGGCCACCGUCAUCGGCUGCCGUGGUGGAGGAGCAGAUGCCCCCAACGCCAAUGCCACAGCACUACAACGUGGGACUAGGUGGAGGAGUUCACGGCUUGUCCCUACCGAGUUCUGCCAGUUUGCAGCAGCCACCGCCAUCCCCACUGCCCCCACACACAGUGGGUGCUUCCACUGGCGACGUAGAACGUCAGAAGCUUCGAGAAAUUCUCGCCAAGAAGGUGAACCAAAAGAAGAUAGCUGCUGCAGCACAACAGCACCAGCAGCAGCUGCAGCAGCAGUCCGUGUCCGGUACACCCCCAACUACCUCGUAUCAGCAGCACUCGUUGCCGCCACUCCCUCAACAAACCUCACCGCACGCUGCACAACCACAGCCAAAUGUACGAAACCCUACGCUAACGUAUUCUCACUAG